This is a messenger RNA of Paramuricea clavata, 18769 nucleotides long. Lineage: Eukaryota; Metazoa; Cnidaria; Anthozoa; Malacalcyonacea; Plexauridae. The record is from the annotation of a GenBank genome assembly.
GGUAAAAAAGAAGUUGAAAUUGAUCCUGAAAUCUUGGUCACAGAUGUUUUAAGUGAUUAUGAUUCAGAUAAGGUAAUGUUUACCCAGUCCUUACAUACUGUAGCAGCUUCAUCUUUCAAAAAUCCAUAUUUUCCAUACUAUAAAAAUUGCAUCACUAAAUCAUAUCCAUACUUUUUUCCAUAUUGUGAAAAUUGGAUUUCCAUUCUAUAUCCAACGAACAUCCAUACUAGUUUCAUAGUAAGGAUUUGGAAAAAAUUUCCAGUGUUGCCAAUUUGUGACUUCAGUUGUGAGGCCUGAUUUAGUGUACCUCUCAAAAUCACUUUGUUUUUGCUUUACUCUUGAUUGCCUCUUUAUGCUGAUCAUUUCAGGAUGGUUUUGUGACACUGGAUGAAUACAAGAAGUGGGCAACGUCACAGUCACUCUCCCGUCUUGUCUUGGAUAUCUUAUUUCAGGUUUCCUUCUGUUUAACUGUGUUUUAUAAAUUGAUCAUUUUAAUUCCAUUGUACUCCUACAAGACAAUGAUUCUACAUCCUCGACAAGCAUGGAAAUAAUUGCAGCCUUUCUUUGAUCCUAUGCCAAAGGGCAAAGAAUUUCUUUGAAAACAUGCUCAGGUGGUCAAAUACAUUUAACAAGACUUAAACAUUCCAGAACCAUCCUCAGAGAUACGAAAAACCAGUUUCAUAUUACUCUAAACAUUCACUCAUGCAGCUGUUAAUUAAACAACAGCUGUACUUAACUAUUAACAAAAUCCAUCAAAUUGAUUAAUGAUUAAUUAAACCGGAUAAUCUUAAUUAUUAGAGCGUCUGUCAGGUUAUCAGAAGAUUAUGCGCUUCGAUUCCUGUCAGGUCAAAUUGUAGCUAUAUUGCACAUUGUUAAUUCAAACCCUGUCCUUCAUGUUAAUAAAUUUAUUUUAGAUAUGUCAUGUUGUAUUUGGCUUAAGACCGGCAACACGAAAGGAUGAAUAUCAAGUGAUUUGGUAAGGUUGUAUCUCUUAAAUCUCUUUUUGCGGCUAUCGCGAGUAAAUGUCGUAUUUGUUCUGCAUUGUUGUUGCCUUUUGUCUACGUUACGUAAGGAAAGCGAUGGUGCAGUAACACAACGACCUAAUAUACAAUUUCUCUGUGAUUACAUAACAUCGCUCUUUAUCAAAAAGUUUGUUGCAAAUUGUAGCCAAAUAUCCACGCCCUUGAAUUUGUAUGAACAAUAUUUUUCCAGGGGUUGGCUGGAUCGGGAGAAUUUCCGAGGCUUGCAGCCAGGUACCACUUGGUUUCUCAUCGCCAUGGAAUGGUGGAAGAAAUGGAAGGAAUUCAUUGGACGGCAAAAAUCGGUAAAACUUCCCUUUUUAACAUGAAUAUUUCACGAAUAAAUAAGAGCUGAUUCUUUUCUGUGUCGUGCGAUGAAAAUCAGAUUGACGUUAUGGAGGUCAACUGCUAGCUCUACAAACAAAUAGUACGGAGUACGCAAUCGUCUUCCUUAAAAUUUUCAGUUGCGAAUUUUUUUGUAAAUCUGUCAUCGUUCAUAAAGGCCCAAUACAGACUGAACGCGAUUGGACAACGCGACGCGAAUAUAUAUAUCUAUAUAUAUAUAUAUAUAUAUAUAUAUAUAUAUAUAUAUAUAUAUAUAUAUAUAUAUAUAUAUAUAUAUAUAUAUAUAUAUAUAUAUAUAUAUAUAUAUAUACACACUAGGGUACUGUCAUGUUUAGGUUAUGGGUAAAUAUUGAGAUUUUGUUGAAAUUUUUAAUUCGAGUGUUUUUAGAGCGUAUCAUUUUAAUGAACGAUCAUUUUGGUAUCUAGACUGUUGCGCGUAGUUUAUCGACAAGUGCAUUGGAGAAGAAUGGGGUAAGUCCGCUGUCCAGUACACUCUCGUCAUCUGCAAGUCAAGCAUGGGAUAGAAUGGAAAGUUCUCAACGUAAAGUGAUGGUCGGUAGGAGGUUAUCUCAACCACAGCGUUCCGUUGCACCAUUGGUUGAUGUAAAUGGAAUCAAUAUUUCCAAACCUGGUACCAUGGAUAAUUCAUGUCUCGUUGAACAAGAUGUUCGCAAGGUAUGUAGAAGAAAAUUCUCAUGACAGUAAAAACCCGCGCAAAAGAAGCACUGUUUUUGUAGUUUUUCUAAAACAGUACAGUCUAUAUCAAGAUUUAUAUGAUGGUCUGAAAACUUCACAGAAGUCAUUGUAUUAUCAGUUAUGCCAUCAUUCGGAGAUGAACCGCAAUAAACGCUAAGACGUUCAAAGCUAACUUUCAUUAACUGUUUCGACUGUUUCAUUGGUCGGAACUCCACUCAAAGUUUUAAAAUAGUUGAGAAAAAAGUGCUACUUUGCACUGACAUCAGUAAAUGGUUAGACUUUUGCUCGGAUCCCGUAUAUCAAUUGGGCGACAACCUGAACUCCACGCUCAACAAUGAGCGAGAAACUCAAUGUAAUCAUAUUAUAUAAUUUUAAAAUUUGACUUUUAUAAUUGGACAGAUUCAAUCGCUGACUGCCGACGGCGGCAAAUUGAAGUGUUCCGUACCGUUGGUUCGAGGAAGAGAUUUUGAAAUUGUUCCUGAAUCUGUAUGGAAGGCACUGGUUCAGUGGUAUACGGGCUCACCAGCCUUACCAAGAAACGUGAGUUCAAUGAAUAAAAAUUUGAGCUGAAGCAAAAAGUUUUAUUAACCAUAUUACCAAAACCAUGGAUGCUUCCUUUCGCCCGAAAAAAACGUCUCAUGUCAAAUGUAACCCUGAAUGUUUUGACACGAAAAUAUGACGCGCAUAGACGUUGUAAACGUAGUUUAUAAUGAUUCGCAUGCACGAUGCAUAAUUUUUCUAAUAUUUUAGGUAAUUAUUGCAACCGAUGGCGAUCCUAGUCCUAUUUUGGAACUCUUCCCCAGGCUUCUAUUGCUCUAUCGUCACGCUCAACCUCCGGCUAAGAAUAGCUUCACCUCGUGGUCUGGCAUGGGAUUUGGUUUGAAUGGCUUAAAUUUUGGCCAAUCGUCUGGUGGGUCUGUUGCGCAGAUGAUCACACCGAAACGACAACUUAGCUACACGGCUGUGUUCAGUAGAAUGAAUACUUUGCAACAGGUAAAAUAUCUAAUUUGGCCAUCUAGAACUGAACCUUUUUGCUGGAAUUCGAAUCGAAGAUGUUUAUCUGAGAUAAUUUCAACCGUGACUGUUUUUCUGAUGAUAAUGUAGUCGCUUCAUUAGCGAAAUAUGCAAUAAACUCUCAUUCAGCGACUUCGCUAAAACCGGGCGCCAUGUUUAAAAUUAUGAGCGGGAAAACACCAGCCAAUCAUACGCUGAGAUGAUAAUUCACCACUUGUGAGAACAUUCGUCCGACCAAUCGAAAUGCUGAGACGAUAAAUUUCACAUAUCGUCCGCCAUGAGUUUAUGUCACUCAUCUAUCUACUGCACGGAAAUCUCUAAAGUUACAAUAACGUCAUUUACCCAAUAGACGCCCAGAGUCGAAAUGAAAUGGACAAGAUGUCUGAUUAAAUUUGAAAAUUUCCGAUCAAAUUUCAUUUCGCUCAUUUCUUUUUCCGGCUCUACAUCGUUAUUCGAAGCUCUGCAAACCUGUAAGAAACUUCAAUAGAUACUUACCCUGUUGCAGCAAUGCUUAAAUCCACGUAUACAAUUGUUUAGUGUUAAAUAUUUUAUAUUUUUUAGCUUUUCGAAUUCUUAUGUCAAAGGCUUCGACUUAGAGCAGAAGACGUUCGACUGUGGAAUAUGGCUGACGAAGUAAGUUAUACGUAAUGCAACAGCAGAUCUACAGACAGGUUACGUUGUAGGUUACAUUAUGUUAUUUCCAUGCAAUGUACUGAAGAAUCCUAUUUAAUUAUAGAACAAUCUUCAGCUUCUUGAUGAAGACCAGUUUCCUCAGUCGCUCGAGGCGUUGGGAAUUGUCGAUCAACAUCCUAUAUUGAUUGAAAGUAAGGAAAUGGGGGGCGGGGGAGGGGGGGGGGUGAAAGAACAGAAUAACUUGAUUAAAGAGCGAGUUGCACCUAUUGAAACAACGUCUGCAUGUGAUUGGCUAAGUCAAAAUUUUGAAUAAUUUUGAAAUUUUUUCCCCGUGAAAACUAUGGAGCAUUUCGUUCAUACGUCGCGAAGGCGUUUGGUGUUGAGGUCUGCUCCACAGGAACCUCACCCUUACCUUAUGAGUGUGAAUUAUAUACAAAUUUUGACCUAAUUCAGUUUUAUUCAAGUGAGCUAAAAUGAACCGAAAAAAUUAUUUUGAUUUCGUGCAGUUCGUAACCGUGAUAUGAGUUGGCCAGAGGAAAUGACGUCAUUAGCUUUAAAUAAAGCAAUUCAAGACAAACGACCACAUGGUGAGUGACCUGUAUUGUAUCAGUUUGAAUGAGACUCCCAAAUUGCUGUGUCGACAUUGAAGAGACAUAAUAAAAUGUCUGUAUUAGAGAGGCACCGUAUUUGUCCGUAGUGGAAUGUCCGUAUUGGAAGAGUGUCCGUAUUAGUGAGGUAUCUAUAUUAGAGAGGUGUUCGUCGUAAAGAAGGGUGUGUAUGGGAGAGAUGUCUAUACUAGAGAGGUGUGUGUAUUAGAGAGACACCGUAUUAGAGAGGUGUCGUUAUUUCAGCGGUAUCAAUAAAUAGAUAUUGUGAGAUAUCACAAAAUAGAUAAUGUCUGCUUGUUUUUUGUCUGAUAGCGAUAAUUAAUAUAGUAUCAUUAUAUUGUUUAGGUAAAGGUAUGACUGGUCUAAGUAAUCUUGGAAAUACGUGUUUUAUGAACUCAGCAAUACAGUGCAUGAGUAAUACCGUACCACUGACCAACUAUUUCACGGGGCGCUAUCACCUAUACGAACUAAACAAGUGAGUCCUAUCCUAUUUUCCCCAACAGUCGCGUGAUUUGAGCUGUAAUAGCUCAAAAUACUGAUUGUGAUAUGUUCUUUUUAGAACAAACCCACUUGGUAUGAAAGGCAAUAUUGCAAAGCGAUAUGGCGAAGUUGUUCAAGAUUUAUGGAGCACCAGUUAUAGAUCAAUUGCACCUUUAAAAUUGAGGGUGAGUGUGAAACAUUUUCCACUUUCCGCAUAUGUUCUCCGACAAUUUCCGUCGAUCCUUUGUGUUGUGAAUUAUUGAUGAAUUUGAGAAGUAUUGUUUUAAAAAGUAAAAUUUUGUGAUUCUUUUAGUGGACCAUUGGUCGGUAUGCUCCUCGCUUUAACGGUUUUCAACAACAAGAUUCUCAGGUACGUUUUACUUAUGACAACAGGACAGAGUGUGAUAAUAACAGAUAAUCCCUGAUAAUGACUCAACCAGUAGUCGAAACGUUGAAUUAUAGUGUGAUAUCUGUUUGUUUGCAAUAUGCUAUAAGAUUUCUCUAGUGGUUAUUUUUUGUUGUCAGGAAUUCUUGGCAUUCCUUCUGGAUGGCUUACAUGAGGACCUGAACAGGUAUAUAAUAUUUUUGUGUGAUGUUGCACCGUGGAAGCUGGAUAAUAACCGAGUGACACAAGACUUGUUUGCUUAUUUAUUUACUUAUUUAUUACUAGAGUCCACAGCAAGCCAUACGUUGAAUUAAAAGACAGCGACGGACGACCAGAUGAAGAGGUCGCUAAGGAGGUAUGUUUUAAUUGUUCGAUUUACCAACCUUACAGAUGACUAUUUAUGGUCAAAAGAUACUGAUCAGGAUUUUGAACAUCUCACGCAAUAAAGGAAAAUUUUUUUUCACCACUGCUGUGAAGAAUGACAACAGUGUUAAGGAUUGUGAAGAAUGACAACAGUGUUAAGGAUUGUGAAGAAUGACAACAGUGUUAAGGAUUGUGAAGAAUGACAACAGUGUUAAGGAUUGUGAAGAAUGACAACAGUGUUAAGGAUUGUGAAGAAUGACAACAGUGUUAAGGAUUGUGAAGAAUGACAACAGUGUUAAGGAUUGUGAAGAAUGACGACAGUGUUAAGGAUUGUGAAGAAUGACAACAGUGUUAAGGAUUGUGAAGAAUGACAACAGUGUUAAGAAUUGUGAAGAAUGACAACAGUGUUAAGAAUUGUGAAGAAUAACAACAGUGUUAAGGAUUGUGAAGAAUGACAACAGUGUUAAGAAUUGUGAAGAAUGACAACAGUGUUAAGGAUUGUAAAGAAUGACAACAGUGUUAAGGAUUGUGAAGAAUGACAACAGUGUUAAGGAUUGUGAAGAAUGACAACAGUGUUAAGGAUUUUCGAUCUGGGAGAACACAUAAUUGACUCGUUUUUUCUUGCGCGUAGAAUGUGAUUGCAAACUCGUUGUUUGGAUCUUUAUAUCAUGAGGUAUUCUUUGUCAUUUUCCAGGCAUGGGAUAACCACUUAAAGAGAAAUAAAUCAAUCGUCGUGGAUCUAUUUCAAGGCCAGGUAAUGUAGCAAUAUUUAACAAUUAUUCGCCUCAGGCUCGGUGAUUAUUGAGGAAUAUUCGCCGAGAUGAAGUCAAGGUGAAUAUUCCCCGAUAAUCACCGAGCCUGAGGCGAAUAAUUGUUUUAGUAUUUUUACACAACUCUUUUGUGUAAUACCCCCUCCCAUUCGGAAUCCCGUGCUAUUCCUUAUUAGAAGACAGGUGAAACGUUAAUACCAAAUAUUUUUUUCUUUUAUAGUUGAAAAGUUGUGUACGCUGUUUAGAAUGCAAUCAUGUCAGUGUUCGUUUUGAUCCUUACACUUUCCUAUCUCUCCCGAUUCCGAUGGAUAAUUCCAUAUAUGUCGAAUGUAUUGGUGAGUUAUGAUUUCAAUUUGUUCGGCUUUGUUGAAAACACCGCGUGAAUUUAUGAUUGCUUUUGAUCCACAUAGAAAGGUUCUAUGUUCUCUCCAAACCUGCCCAUGCUAUUCUCAUCAUUUUAGCUUUAUAAUUCGACGAUUUUAUUAUUCCCUGGUGAAUAAGUACACACGUUAAAACGCACAAGUUGUUACAAGUCUGCAAACAAGUUGUUACAAAUCUGUUCACAAGUUGUCGACAAGUUGUGUUCGCACUGCUUGUUCCCAGUUGUUGUAACAAGUUUGGAACAAGCUGUUAACAACGUGUAACAAGCUUGAUGGCAUUAUCAGACUUGUUACAAGGUUGUUCUAACAAAUCUGGUACAACCAUGACAUAACAAGAAUGUUACAAGGUUGACAACACAAAGUUGUAACAAUACUGCUGUAUCGCGACUGUGUCGGACUUGUUGGAACAGUUUGUUCCAAACUUGUUGACAACUUGGGACAAACAGUGCGAACACAACUUGUUGACAGACCUACUACAACAUGUGAGUUUUUACACGUUUAAUCCAAAGGAGACAGUCGAAUUUCGUGACUUUCACCUGAUACGCUCUUGUCCAAUGAAAUGCAAGAAAACAUGAACUUUGACAUUUGAUAUCUAAUAAAUAUAGUUGUCACCAAUUCGUUUGUAAAGUUCAUUAUAUCGAUACAAAAAUGUAAACAAAGCUGUCACAUGCGAGGACUGUAGCACAUCUGAGCAGGGGCUGACUUGUAAUGUGUGACGAGUGUUUAUCAUCUCGUUGAUGUAGUGGUCACACUUGAUGGUUCAGUGCCAAUUAAGUAUGGUUUGCUGUUAAAUACGGAUGACAACUACAAAAAGUUGAAGAAACAACUAGCAAAACUCUGUUGUCUAACUCCCGCUCAACUAUUAAUGGCAGAGUUAAUUGGUGCAUCUAUUAAGGUAAAUGACCUGAUUGAUUUAUUAAUAUACGAGCGAUAUAGGGUUAACCCUGGAUAUACUUGCUUUCCUAUAAGCAUCCAGAGUUGCAGGAAAGCUGCGCACAUGCGGGUAGCAGCCAUUUCAAGUUUUGGAUUUUGAAUUAACCCCUUGCUGCGUGGUCUAUAUGAUUCUUAGUUUUUCAUUUCUCUCAUAGGGUCAACCCUCGGACGGCCAAAAAGUACGUUCCAGUCUAUCAGGAAUCUUGUAUGCAUUCGAGAUCCCUUCCCCCCCGGCUGUGGUGGAGAAUACUCCUCCAAGCAUAGAAGUUGUUACCACAGGUGAAGCUACUAAUAAUGUACGGACGGAGGGUGAUGUACCCACGCCGGACUGUGCCGGUGGAAACGACAGAGGCCCUGUCGAAAGACCGAACGAGGCACAGCCUUGCGAAGUCCGAAGAGCAGAGCUUGUACGAAGUCCAAGCCGAAGUAGCAGCGAAAGAAGUUAUGGUGGUUCCCUAAAACUCCCGUGUCUCAGUCGACAGACAUCGGACGACGACGAUGACGAUGGUAUCGAAGUGGGCUCGGAAGCGUCGGGGAAAAGCAACAUGGGAUUAUUGAAACAAUUAAGUCCUAGGUUUAUACGAAAACUUACCAGUAAGAAAUCAAUGAACGUUUGGAAUACGGCAGAAAACACGACGAAUAGCGAACAAUCUUUGAGUGGUAAAUCAACACCGGGCCACUCGCGAAAUACAAGCAUUUCAUCGACCUCUGGUAGUCCAGGCACAACGCAAUUUACAAGAAAACCCAGUGGGUAUUUAAUUGGACUACAUCGGAAACUGGUAAAUAUAGACAAACGUUCUUAUCGGUCAUGUUUUACAACAGCCGUUUAUUUCUUGUCAGCCUCUCUUCUCCUAGUAGAUUUGUGGUGAUGGCCGCUAUCAGCUUCAUUUAUACAUAGCAGGUACAUACAGGUACAGGCGGGUACGUAGCAGGUACAUACAGGUACAGGCGGGUACAUAGCAGGUCCAGAGAUCAGUGGCAGUUAUUUAACUUGUGUCUGUUUUGCAGAUGAGGAUGGAUGUAUAUUUCAUAGCACCACAGAAGAAUCGUCCAAGCUUAUUUGGUUGUCCUCUCGUCAUCCCCUGUACUGCAGGAACAAAGAACAGCGACUUAUACUUGAGUGUUUGGCAACAGAUAUCAAGAUUUGUUAGCGCACUGUCACCUGGAGAUGACUUGUGUUCUAACAGGUUGGUUACUUAAGGCCUGAUUCCACGAGGCGGAAUUUUUCGACCGAAACGAAAUUUCUCUCCGUCUUUUUACAAUUAGUUCUGCUUGAGAACUCAUGAAACAAAGAGAAAUUUCGAUUCGGUCGAAAAAUUUCGCCUAGUGGAAAACCGCCUUUAUGCCUCGUCCACAUAAAUCCGUUUUCUUUUAGGUCUCCGUAGGCCGUUACAAAAUUACAUAAAGUACGGAGUGAUUAACGACCGCUGACAAGCAUUUUUAACAUGAUUGUGGACUCGCAUUUUGCAAAAAGGCGGGAAUUUGAAUCAAAAUAAUAUCAAAUUAGUGACAUUGACAGGGAAUGUAGCAAUUAUUAUUUCACCGAAAAAUGUUGUUCACUCCUAUACAAGCGCUAUUUUUAACUUAGAGCAUAGUUAACCACGUGGUUAAAGUUAACCAGUAUUUAACUACAAAAUGAGUAGUUAAAUAGCAGUCAAGAGUUUUAUACAACCGACCCCUGGGGGUUUAUUGAUGAAGAAAACUUAAUACUAUAGUAUAACUUAAUGCGUAGAAAGCGCUUAAUAUAUUGUGCUGCUAAGUACAUGAUGGACUUCAGUCGGACUAAAAUUUUGAAUAAAUCGCAUUUUUAAUAUUUUCAGAGAAAAUGGGUACCCGUUUGAGUUAAAGAAUGUCACAGACAGUGGUCUCUCAUGUGCUGUAUGUCCGUGGUUUAAGUAAGUAUAUUAUCGCCCAUAUACGUUAUUCAAGUUCUGAAAUUGCACUCAUAAAAAUUUGAAUAUCCAGCGCUGGCUUUUCCCACAUUAACUUACUUUUUUUUAUAACAUUUUAUUACAUAUGAUAUUACAUAUGAUAGUCAUUGAUUGAAAUGUUUUAGGUUCUGUCGUGGCUGUACUGUCGAAUGUAACGAUGAACAGUUUAACUGCAACUGUGAAUAUCUCGCCAUUGAGUGGGAACCCACUACAUUGCACUUAAGAUAUCAGUCUUCACAAGAAAAGGUAAGAAUGAACUAGCCCGGCAUUCACCAUCAGUUCAAGUAUAUAUUCUUCACCACCAGUUCAAGUAUAUAUCCUUAAAAAUUUAUCUACCAGAUGUCCCCCAAAAAACUGGACACUGUUUGAUUUCAUGUAACGUAAAAGGUAUGAAAGCUAUCGCAAUGACAUAAAGAUCGUUGCAUUCAGAAAGGACUAACUUAGAUUUUGAUAUAUAACACUUGAAUUUACAUGCAAUAUUGAGCGAGAUACUACCAAAAUAAAAAGAUUUAUUAUUUAACAACAUUGGUAAUUACAAGGUUUUUUUUUCAUCUUCCAAAAAGCUUUCAACAUGUAUUUGUCAUGUCUUAGGUGUUCAGUGAACACGACAGCGUGGAGCAAAGUCGUCGUCUCCAGACGGAACCUAUUGAUCUGUAUGAAUGUUUUAAAGCUUUCACGAAGGAAGAGGAGCUAGGCGAAGAUGAAUUGUGGUCAGUAUAUGUCAUAUCUUGCUUAGUUCUCGAAAUAGUUAGACCAAAAUUAAUGUCCGCCAUCUUGGACUAAUUCUUGACCUCAUUAACUAUGAUUUUGAUGACGUCAGGAGUUGGGUUAACCAUCUAAAACUGCUCUGAAAUGACCGAGUAACAAUCCAAAGUGGAACAAAAAAAUGGCUCACGAUCCGCCGAGGAGAUUAGGGAGCUUAAGCAUGUAGGACGGCAACACGACGACGACGGCAACCAAUACAAUAAGUCAAUGAAAAGAAAUAAAUAAUUAAAGUCCCAGGGGAAUUUCAGACGUGGUCGUUGCUCUGUUUACAACGGCAAAUCACAGAUUUUCACGUCUUUUAUACAACGCCUGCAUUUCAAGGCGUAACAAGUGCAACUUGAAAUUCGGUCAGUAGAACUCUUCCCAAACAUAAAGCCAAUGUUUUCAACUUCUUAUACUGUAUUAAAUUCAUACGAAUUAUAAUAUACAACAAGUUUUCUUUACUAUCAUUUAUUUGAAGGAAUUUGUUUUGGCCGUCGUCCUCGUGUUGCCGUCCUACAUGCUUAAGCUCGCUAGUAACUGAACAGACAACGGCAAAAUCUUAUCUAUUUGUUAAGUGGACCUCGAAAAUUCAAUCUAUGAGAGAUGAACUUUGAAGAUCAUUGGCAUUGGUCUAGCAGAACCAAUGCUAUGUCUGUUUUAAAUAAAGUCUAGUUCAACCAAUGGACCGGUGAAGUCAUGCGUCAGAUGACUCCUUACUGGUUCUACUAGAUCAAUGCUUCCAUUAAGUUUAUAACGAUAUUCCUCUCAUCACAUAUUCUGAUAUAUAUAGGUAUUGUUCGAAAUGUAAGAAGCAUCAGCUGGCAAGUAAAAAGUUGGAUAUUUGGAGCUUACCUCCAAUAUUGGUAAGUGCAUUUGUAAAACAUUUUCAGAGCCUGGAAAAACGUUCAACCGACCAAGUUCUUAAAUUUUGUCGGAUAGUUUUUAGUGCAGAGUUUCUUUGAAACUGUGCACUAUUGUGAUGACUGGGAAAAUUCACAUCAGUCAGUCAGUCAAUCAGUCAUAGAGUUAACUUUCCGGGGGGUGUAUUAUGUGUAUACGAUUUAUGUUUGUAGUGAUUUAUUGUGCUUUGAAGGUUAUUUAGGCAAUUUAAAUUGUUUUAUUUAAAUAUUCUUUUGUUCUUUUGCCAAGUUCACAAAAAUUUCGAGGAAUCGUUGUCGUUAUUGUAAUUUUUUGUAAAUUUUAUAACAUUCGCUUCUGAUGUUGUGUGAAGGAUCUUUCCCCCGGAAAACCCAUUUUUUUUCUUUAGCAACGCAAAUGCGCAUGCGCUAUCAAGCAGUAGAUCACGAUGGCGUGACGAUGCUAGGAAGGAGCGCUGGAGCGACACAGUGUUGUUUUCAAAUUAUAAACAUUUUAGAUGUGAAUAUUGAGUAAAUCUUUGAGAAUCUACGCAAUAUAUAAAUCGAUGUUAUGCAUUACGGACAUUCAAUUAAGUAUCGAUAUUAUUUUGAGGGUACAUUCAUUGUACAGAGCUAGAAAGCAGCGAGACAGUGUUGUUUUCAAAUGUAUAUUAAAACAUUUCAGACGUCUAUUAUAUUGAGAAAAUCUUUGAGAUACUACGCAAUAUGAAUUGAUGUUAUGCAUUACGGGCUUUAAUUAAGUACCGAUAUUACUUAGUUUGACGGUAAAUACAUUGUACAGAGCUAGGAAGCAGCGAGACAAGUGUUGUUUCGAAAUGUAUAAACAUUUCAGACGCGUAUUAUAUUGAGAAAAUCUUUGAGAUACUACGCAAUAUAUAAAUUGAUGUUAUGCACGUAAUGCAUUCAAGUGCCAAUAUUAGUUUGACGGUAUAUUCAUUCUACAGAGCUAGGAAGCAGCGAGACAGUGUUGUUUUCAAAUGUAUAUUAAAACAUUUCAGACGUCUAUUAUAUUGAGAAAAUCUUUGAGAUACUACGCAAUAUGAAUUGAUGUUAUGCAUUACGGGCUUUAAUUAAGUACCGAUAUAUAUAACUUAGUUUGACGGUAAAUACAUUGUACAGAGCCAGGAAGCAGCGAGACAAGUGUUGUUUCGAAAUGUAUAAACAUUUCAGACGUGUAUUAUAUUGAGAAAAUCUUUGAGAUACUACGCAAUAUGUAAAUUGAUGUUAUGCACGUAAUGCAUUCAAGUGCCGAUAUUAGUUUGACGGUAUAUUCAUUGUGCAGAGCUAGGAAACAGCGAGACAGUGUUGCUUUCAAAUGUAUAAACAUUUCAAACAUAAAUAUUGAGAAAAUCUUGGUUUACGUGUCUAGCACAACGUCAACGGUGCAAACUCAUGUUCAGACUUCAGUGCAAGUGUGCAACGAGAACUCUACCAGAUCUUACGAGAAUCUAUCUGUAUCAAAGCUUGUCAAAACUGCUAUAAACACUGCUAUAACUGUGAAACCAUUGAAAUAUUGAUUACAUGCGAAAAGCUGAAAAUGAAUCAUGAAUACAACGUGACCUUCAAAGUAACUCAAAGGUCAGUGAGCUUGUUAUUGUGAUACGUCACAACUAGGUUAAAAUGCGGAAGCGGAUGCGAAACGGAGCGGAUCCACGGAACGGAUAUGGAGAUAAAAUGCGGAACGGAACGGAUUUGAUAAAUCCUCUUUUUUACGUUUCUGUGUUUUAGAUUUAUGUUGUUUUUUUUUAAUGGAAUACAACGUCGUAGUGCUUAUUAGUGUGAAAAAUCGUCGUAGUGUGAAAAAUUGAAAGUUUUGCAUUUUGCACAGAACUGGCCACUUUCUGUAAGAUGUCCGCUGACAAUACAAGCCCGCACAAGUGGGAGUACUUUUGCUAAAUUGGACCAACGUGUUAUUCAUAACAUAUCUUAUACAGCUAUUUCAAUUAAAGUUGUGACUGGGACAAUAGUCAAAUGUACAAUAUGGGCGCUAAAACGAUGAUGGCAUUGGCAAUAAUCAUAGAUUUAAGUACUAUUUAAAAACGCGUAGGAGUGUUUUACCACAUAUAAAACACGACGCGUAGCGGAGUGUUUUAUAUGUGAUAAAACACGACUACAAGUGCUUUAAAUAGCUUCAAAAACGACUCAUCUUAUACGAGUUCAUUGGCGAAGUAAUUUUUAAAAUAAACUUUGUCUAAACCGAGAAAAUCAAAGCUAAAGUUUAUGUAAAUUAACGUCAUUUUUUAUCACAUAUAAAACCACGACACGCUUAUGAUUUUUCUUUGUGUUUUUCCUGAAUUAUUAAUGAGUUUUUGAAAUAAGUUUAGCAUAUCAGUAGCCUUGUGGGGAUACUUGGCGACAGCUUCAAUACAUUGUGUCAGUUCCACGAAGCACGAUGUUUCUGAUGUGUUAGGCUUGUUUUAAACGUCGGGUUACUCGUGUGCCGAACGCAUUGAAAACAAUAGAUAAUUAGAUGAAAUGCCUAUGAUAACUGUUUAUUUCGUAGUGUAACCCAUGUGACAACAUGUAAUUAAGGCUAUAAGCCACGCUUGAAAAGCUAUUCAAUUAAUAAGCAUGCCUUAUAGCGUUUGUCUUUGAAACUCUGCACUAUCCUUGGAUCCCUAGUUCGAUUUCAUUUUGACUCCUGACGUCUAUUGGGUAGAUCAGGCCAAUAAAUAAUGGUAGGAUAUACAUUAUGAUAGAAAAGAAAUGAAUAAUUAAAGUCCCUCGGAGUAUUAGACGUCUUGUAUAUAACGUUUCAAGCCGCGGCAAAUUGGCUUCAGUAGAAGUCUUCUCAGCUAUAAACCUGUCUAAUCUCCUAAACCUGUAUUAAAUUCAUACAACGGAUGGUAAUUACACGAUAAUUUAUUUAUUUGAAAGAGUGUGCUUUAAGGCCGUUUUCCACUAGGCGAAUUUGUUCGCGCGACGCGAAGCGAAAACCGAAAUCCGGCAACGUGAUUGGUUGGCGAAAAAAUUCGCGGCGAAAAAGUAGGAUCGCUUCCUACUUUUUAUCUGUUCGCGCGAAUAAAUUCGCCUAGUGGAGAACGGGCUUUAGCCGUCGUCGUCGCGAUGUCGUCUUACGUGCUAAAGAGUAAAGAUCCCUGUAUUUUUCCAUACGGUUUUGUCAGCAUUCCAGCUCACAAGGAACUUAUAGUUUUUAAACUGUUCUUUCUCUUUAAGAUAAUACAUUUGAAGAGAUUCCAAUUCAUGAACGGUCGGUGGGUGAAAUCAAACAAAAUCGUCAACUUUCCUAUGGAGACGUUUGAUCCAUCGGAAUUCGUCGUGAAACGAUCGGCCUCGACGGGCAAUUUUGAGACGGGAGAGGAUAGUACAUUUGUAAGAACAGUCAACGUUCAGACAGUUGUCGAGGAUACGUUGCAGCAACCAGGAGAACAAAUAACUGUCCAAACGCAUUCUGAUAAAGUAAGUGCCUAAUUUGUGGAUGAUAUGGUUUAGUAAUUUAAUUAACAAUUAUUCACCGAAACAGAGGGGAAUGCUGUAAGGAUAUACCGCAACAAAACAAAAAUGUGACAACUUGGUUAGCGCCUAACCUAUCGAAGGGGAGAUGACUGUAAAAGUCAUUACAAUAACAAUAUAACUUAUUUGUGUGAUGUUACUCUGAGUGUACCUGUAUAUCCACACUGGACAGGCUUGAAAAAUAUGACUUACCACGGUGGGAUUCGAACCUACGACCUUUGGAAUACUAGCCCAAUGCUCUGCCAACUGAGCUAUACGCGGUCAGGUAUCCCAAAGGUCCUAGGUUCGAAUCCCACCGUGGCCAGGCAUAUUUUUAAAGCCUGCCAGGUGUGGAUAUACACUCAGAGUAACAUCACACAAACAUCUUAUUCACCUGAGUACAUUACACCAACACAGCAAACAAUAUAAUUCAUCUAUGUUAGUCAACGUUUAUCAACAUGUUGAUAAACGCCUGUUACGCAGGCUAGAAAACAAACGGGUUUUAUUUAUUUGGUUUUAUUUAUUUGUUUAUUUUAGACGCUUGUAACCUCAGAGAGGCAACACAAGGGAUCAAGUGAUUCAGGUUUGUCAUCCAACUCGUCAGGUUAUUCCAGCAAUGAAUCCUGUGUUGUGAAUGAAGGCAAUGCUGACAUCAACGAAGAUUCUGACUGUUCGUCGCAAUCAGUUAGCAUCGACAAACACUCUGAAACACAUUUAAAUGAGGACACACAUUCACGUUCUACAGAAAAACAUUUAAAUAUGGAGAAGAAUGCUGGCAAAAUCCACCCGAUUGUUAAAGUAUCGAGUGAAACAACGCCAGAAAAAGACGAUGUAGAAAAAGACUGUGAAUCGGUAGAACAGCAUGUCUCUUGUGAGGAAAAAAAUGAAUUGGAUCGUAUAUCUAGUUGUUCUUCUACAAGCAAGACAAGUGAUGUAAACUGUGUAGGAAUUAAUAGUGUGGACACAUUUAAUGAUGUUUCGGUUGUCGCUGAAAAGAAUGUCACCCAUGGUGGUGAUUCUCACAUGUUGUACAAUUUAUAUACCAUAUCUGUAAGUAUAUUAAUCUUUUUUUAAGGAUGUAAUUUCUUAAACUUACUAUUGGUAUAGGUAAUCGGAUGGUUUCGAGUUCAAUUUGGAUAAAACGUGCACGAGUGAGUUUUUCAAAGAGCGUCAAAAUGUUAUUAACAGGAAAAAGGGGCGGUGAAAGGGAUAAUCAAACACAGAACUUACGAUGUGAUGUCAUGCGCUCGAAUGAACGCCCACAUGCAUAAUAAAUGUUUUACCACAUUAAUUAAAGUUUCUUUAACUGAAAUCACAUGUCACUUUCUUUGUCAGAGCCACACUGGCGUGAUGGGAGGUGGUCAUUAUGUUUCGUUCUCAAGAAAUCCAAACUCGAAAUGGUUCUGUUUUAAUGACAGCAGUUGCAAGGUUAGUAUAGCGAAAUUGUAUGAUUAAUAAAUGAAUAAUUGACCUAUAGUGAUAAUUACUAAGAGCUAUCAAUAAUAUGUAGUAAUUAUCAACAUAUGUAAUCAUUAAUAUUAUUAAUAAUAUAUAAUUAUUAAUAAUUAAUUAAAUUAAGAAUUACGUUGAUACAAACAAUUAAAUUGAUAUUAAUUAAGUAAUAAUAAUAAUAAUAAUAAUUAAUGAAUUAAUGAACAUUUUGGGAACGUUCAAAUAUUGCCUUAAUUACUUGUGACAUAUUGUCUUAAUUACUUGUGACAUAUUGUCUUAAUUACUUGUGACAUAUUGUCUUAAUUACUUGUGACAUAUUGUCUUAAUUACUUGUGACAUAUUGUCUUAAUUACUUGUGACAUAUUGUCUUGAUUACUUGUGACAUAUUGUCUUAAUUACUUGUGACAUAUUGUCUUGAUUACUUGUGACAUAUUGUCUUAAUUACUUGUGACAUAUUGUCUUGAUUUAUAGACCAUAUGACAUAUUGUCUUGAUUUAUAGACCACCAUAUUCUACAAAUCACCCGGUAACCGUGAAUGCAUUUAUUGUUGAAUUUUCGCAGUACUUGGAGACUAUUAUAAUGUCGACGGAUCCACUUAUUAUCACGGGUGAUUUUAAUAUUCAUGUGAAUUCAAAAACAGACGGUGAUAGUCUGAAGUUUGUCGAUCUGCUAUUGUCCAUGGGUUUACAGCAACAUGUCGAAUUUUCUACACAUGUUUCUGGAAACACUCUUGACCUGGUAAUUACUCGAGAGGUGGACCCUAUUUUGGGAUCACCCCCUCGUCCGGACCACCUUUUCUCUGAUCACAUGGCUAUCUCAUUUGGGCUUAAUUCUUCCAAACCACUUCCUUCAAAGAAAUGUGUAACUUACAGAUCAUUGAAAUCUAUAAAUAUUACUAGUUUUAUGAAAGACCUGGGUGAAUCAAAACUAUGCCUGGAUGCUCCUACACAACUUGAUUCCUUGGUAAACUGCUAUAAUAAUACAUUAUCUUCUGUUCUGGAUCGCCACGCUCCGCUGAAGAGGAGAAUUGUUACCUCUAGGGCUAUGGUGCCAUGGUAUGACGAGGAAAUCAAACUUGCAAAGAAGGAAAGAAGGAAAGCGGAGCGGAAAUGGCGGACUACAAAAACGACGGCAGAUUUUAAUAAAUUUAAAUCAUUGAAAAACCAUUGUACUCAAUUAAUGAGGAAAGCAAAAUGCUCCUUUUUCUCUGAUUUUGUCAAAGAAAACAGCAAUAACCAAGGGACUCUAUUCAAAGCUAUCAAAGGAAUGCUGGUUGAAAAAAAUGCAAUAAGUUUCCCCGGACGUAAUGAAACAGCUCUCGUUAACGAACUUGGCAAAUAUUUUGUUCAGAAAAUCUCUAAUAUCCACUCUGAGAUAAACAACGAGAUUUCUUCAAAUAAUGAUGGUCACGUAGAUCCUCCAAGUGAUGACAAUGAGGAGUAUCCGGGUGAUGUAUCGCAUUUUGAUGCGUUCGAGCCCUUGUCUGAGGAUGAUGUUAGAAAGCUUGUUGUGGACUCGCACAAAAAAUCAUGUUACCUUGAUCCAGUGCCAACAGAUUUCUUGGUGAAAUGUCUGGAUGUGUUACUUCCUGUGAUUACAAAAAUAAUCAAUAUCUCACUUGAAACUGGGCACUUUCCUAGAGACUGGAAGGAAGCUAUCAUUCUUCCCAUAUUAAAAAAGUCUGGGCUGGAGUCCGCUUUUGAAAAUCUUCGUCCCAUCAGUAAUUUAGCAUAUAUUUCAAAGCUUAUUGAACGAGCAGUAUAUAAUCAAACGCACGAUCAUAUCCUUCGAUGUGGCUUUUAUCCAGUUUUGCAAUCUGCUUACCGGCGGUAUCACUCCACAGAGACUGCGUUACUCAAAGUACUCAAUGACAUUUUGUUGAGCAUGAACAGUCAACGUGUCACUCUCUUGGUUCUUCUGGACCUAAGUUCCGCUUUUGACACAAUUGAUCAUGGAAUUUUGCUGGAACGGUUAAGGUCAAAAUUUGGAAUACGUGGAACAGUUCUCAGUUGGUUUUCUUCCUAUUUGUCUGGUCGAAGUCAACGUGUUAUGCUAAAUGGUACCCUUUCUGAUUCAUCUGAUUUGAACUUUGGUGUCCCGCAGGGUUCGUGUUUGGGGCCUCUUCUUUUUAUAUUAUAUGCCUCCAAACUGUUCGAUAUUAUUAACAAUCACUCGCCAGAUUUACAUGGUUUUGCUGAUGACACUCAGUUGUAUGUGUCAUUCAAACCUGACUACCCAUGCGAUCAAUGUGAAGCGAUCUCGGUAAUGGAAAGCUGUGUCAACGAUCUUCGGAAAUGGAUGAUUCAAUAUAAAUUGAAACUAAAUGACGGUAAAACUGAACUGUUAAUAAUUAGAUCUAAGCAGCAACUGCAGAAACUUAACCCAUGCCAUGUACGUGUCGGGAAUGCUGAUGUCCUUCCUGUACCAAUAGCUCGUGAUCUAGGAGUUUGGCUUGAUUCAAAUUUAAAAAUGUCAUGUCAUAUAACAAAGACAUGUGGUGCCGCAUUCUACUGGCUUCACAACAUCAAACGCAUCAGCAAGUUUUUAUCUCGGGAAAAUCUGUUGACUGUUAUACACGCCUUUGUUACAAGUCGACUAGAUUAUUGUAAUGGUCUCCUGUAUGGUUUACCAAAUACUGAACUGAUUAAGUUGCAGAGGGUUCAAAACGCCGCUGCAAGAUUA